UUUUCUUUACUUCCACGCAACAUGUGUAAUAACCCUCAUAGAAGUCAGGCAAAGCCGAGCAUUAUAAUCAUUCGGCCCAAGCCGUUGAUCAUUUAUGGCAGUAACGCAAAAUCUCUACCUAUAAUAACAUCCCUUUUCUUAAUAGGAAAAAGGGGGGACCGAUGUAUUACCUUUUCGUUGAUCUCAAGUAUAGCUGAAAUUCAUUAUACUGGGUUUUAUAGCACCCGACCCAGCCACCACAUCAUUAUCACAUUCAGCUACUCACAAUCAUAUAUUAAAGAUGGAACCCCCGUCCCCGAGGCAGCUACAGCCGUAUCGCGGUUUAGAUCACCUAGCACCUAAAUUAGCCGCACUAGUGGUGUUAUCUUCGCUCACAAAGAAUGUUCAUGCCUUCGAAUCUGUCUCCCAGGAUGAUUGGUCCCAUGGGACCCUCCUCUUGGAGUUCUGGACGACUCUACCAGACCUCCCAAGCAUAGUCACCGAGUGGGUGGCGUUAAUUCCACUUACGGUCUACCUAUCGAAUAUGCGGACAGUCUAUGAUCUGGCGGGCGAGGUGUCGUUACGUGCGAAGUUAUCGGUGAGCUUCGUACCAAAGCUAUGGGAGCUAGGUAGCAUUGCAAAGCUCUUGCGUGAGCGAGAGGUGUUUCUUGACAACUCCAGCUCCAUGGGCGAUCCGCUCAGGGUAUACGAUGUGCAGUGGGGUAGCGUCUUUCCCUGCUACAACAGCGCGGCAGCGGUCAGUGUUGCCGUCAAUGCCUCGCGCACUAUGGUACCAGGCUCGGAGAUUACGCAGGAAGAUCUGAACAACUGGAUUAUAGCACAUGAGGAGGAACUCGUGCAGAAAUUCCCCAGAGACCAGACUGUGGAGAAAUCUCUGCCACCAGUGCAGAGCGAGGUAUACUGUGGUGACGAUGUAAAAGACCUCGUGGAGAGGAAGCGAACGCUUGGGCGCACCCAAUACCUAAACAUCAUUUAUGUGCCGCUUCGCGAGAAAUCUGCUCUGCUCCCCGACUACCGACAACGACCAUGGGUUCAUCGCUCCAAGGUAGCCGCGCAAAUUCUUUUGGCCGUAGUGACAGGGUCGGUCCUGCUGAGCCUGGGCUGUAUUGGGACCGGCGUCAUUCUGUUAAUCGGAGCCGUUUCUCACUACUGCGCGCAACAUGUGCAAAUUAAGCGCUCUCCACUCUACCUCCGGAACCGGGAAGUCCACCAAGGCUGCAUGCUUGUUGCAGCCCACGAGAACGCAACCAUCUGGACGCUGUACCUAGGCGACCGCGGCAUGAUCGACUCGCUGUUAAACAAGCCCAUGGUCGAGAUCUGCAAAACUAACCCCAUUGUGUUGAACUGGUUCCAGUUCGCGGAAAUCCUCCAGGUCCUUGCGAUGACCUACGUCGCAGGCCAGCGAGGCUGGGAUGCGUUAUGCCUCUUGAUGGUCAUUCUCCUCUGGAGUCUGACACGCUUCAAUUCCCGUCACAAGCAUGCGGAGACCUGGCUACAGGAGGAAGGGUUCUCGACUAGAACACUGCGAUGUGAAUUUCCUGGUCGGUCGGAGCUUCUUGGUGCGGUACAACUACUCAGCACUGAGCAUCGCACACUCUGGAUGGACGGCAUCUUGGCGCCUGUCAAGCGCCGUGAUGUCUGGCUCGAGAAAAUCGGUGCCGUCGACAGCGACCCCGAUAGUCUUUGCGAAGGCUACUCUUCGCUAAAUGCCCACGAUCGAUACUGGGUGAGGGCCACGGGCAUGCAGACCCUCGCUGGAUACAAUUCGAUUAAAGACAAACUGUCAGAGAUCGGGUCUCCGUACAUUGGAUGAUGAUGAUGAUAUUGUUCAUGUCCAAGUCGCAUCUCCAUAAGGAGGGAAAGCCAGAGUUAGCGUAGAGAGAUCCGCCACUACGUUCCCGCCUGCGCAGGGUUCUAGCUAGUUGGCGCCGACGCUAAUUACCCGCCUGGUGAACGCUAAACGAAUAGGUACCUGAGAAUACACGCCCAACUGCCCCUUCCCAGCAAGGAAACACUCUCAUUUAUUCAUGUAUUGAUGAACUUCUUUUGUACUUAGCCAAUUUUUAUUCUUACUUACCUAUACGAUCAUUUUCAUAGUUUAGUUGUUAGAUACCUAAGUUUCAACGAAAUGAACUUACUUUUCACUUACAUAAGUCAUCUCGCAUAUCUGUGAA
Messenger RNA from Annulohypoxylon truncatum, 2174 nucleotides. RefSeq lists its product as uncharacterized. The transcript has 4 exons. Bases 281 to 1813 code for a protein of 510 amino acids. The record is from RefSeq and is a predicted model, not a curated record. Lineage: Eukaryota; Fungi; Ascomycota; Sordariomycetes; Xylariales; Hypoxylaceae.